This is a messenger RNA of Leishmania major strain Friedlin, 1593 nucleotides long. RefSeq lists its product as hypothetical. Gene Ontology annotation, cellular component: plasma membrane. The record is from RefSeq and is a predicted model, not a curated record. Lineage: Eukaryota; Euglenozoa; Kinetoplastea; Trypanosomatida; Trypanosomatidae.
AUGGCGCAGUCGCACCGUCGUGUGGUGCUGAUCGCUGUUCUCGCAGCGGCGGUGCUGCUGUUGACGCUUGCCGCCCCCGUGGCGCGUGCCAGGGUGGCGAGCCCAUGGGAUGCGGUCGAGGACGACGGCCUUACGGAGAGAGAGUAUGAUGCUGCAGAUACACCUUUUUUUAUAAGUGAGGCAGAGAGGUCGAACACGCUGAAGGUGAUGCAGGCGUUUGCUGCGGCGAUGCCCUCGCUGGGGUGGAGCGGAACCGACUUCUGCAAGUGGGCUGGCGUGAGGUGCUUCGAUACGAAUGUGAGCUUUAUCGCCACUCGUAGCUUGGCUAUCGGCACGCUGCCUGAGAUGCCUGAUGACGUGGACUACUCGAUGGUGAAGCUUGAUGAUCAACCUCUUGAUCAGAACACCGGUAUCACUGGAACCCUGCCGAGCAGCUGGGGCAAGCUGCAUAAGGUGAGGACUCUCAACCUUGGGUACACGAGCAUCAGCAGCACGCUACCCGCGUCGUGGAGCUCGAUGAGCUCGCUGAGGUUCUUGACCCUGAGCUCCACGGAUUUAUUCGGCACGCUGCCGGCUGCCUGGAGCUCAAUGCCGGCCAUUGAGCAAAUCGUCAUCUCCAGGACUCAGAUCACCGGCACUCUUCCUGAGGAGUGGAGCGCUAUGCGGAGCGUUCGGAGGAUACACUUUCAACAGUGCAACCUGUACGGCUCCUUCCCCGCAUCCUGGGCACGGAUGCCGUCGCUCGAGCGCUUGGGCCUUCAGAGGAACAACUUCUGCGGCUGUGUGCCGGACUCGUGGCUGGCGUCACCAACGCUAUGGGUGGGCGUGGAUGCCAAGCAUCGUAUGGCUGACUGUGCGACUGCCCACGCCUGCGUUGAGACCACAACACCCGAGCCCGUCCCGAGCAACUCCGGGUCCACCGGCGACGCGUCCGGGCCAUCCGGCUCGAGCACCGCCACGACUGCGGAGCCGACCCCGAGCAGCUCCGGGUCCACCGGCGGCGCCUCCGGGCCGUCCAGCUCGAGCACCGCCACGACUGCGGAGCCGACUCCGAGCAGCUCCGGGUCCACCGGCGACGCGUCCGGGCCGUCCAGCUCGAGCACCGCCACGACUGCGGAGCCGACUCCGAGCAGCUCCGGGUCCACCGGCGACGCGUCCGGGCCGUCCGGCUCGAGCACCGCCACGACUGCGGAGCCGACUCCGAGCAGCUCCGGGUCCACCGGCGGCGCCUCCGGGCCGUCCAGCUCGAGCACCGCCACGACUGCGGAGCCGACUCCGAGCAGCUCCGGGUCCACCGGCGGCGCCUCCGGGCCGUCCGGCUCGAGCACCGCCACGACUGCGGAGCCGACUCCGAGCACGACGACUACAACUUCCCCCACGCCGUGCCCGACCCCGUGUCGCGUUCCAAACUGCAUGACGUGCGCUCCCGGCAACGCGAUGCGGUGCAGCGUGUGCUUUCCCGGAUACGUGGUGACGGCUGGCGGGCGGUGCAUGAGGCGCGCUGGUGAGGAUGCUGCUGUGUUUCCUGUGGGGACUGCUGCUGUCGCUGCUGUCUGCGCGACGGUGGUGGUGAUGGGCGCGGUGCUUGCGUAG